AUGUGUGAUGAAAAAUGGAUUGACAAUCGCAAGCAUACGGCACAAUGGUUGGAUAAAGAUGAAAUGUUGAAACACAGUCCAAAAUCAAUUUUCUCACAAAGACACCUGCACACACAAUUCUCCCAUCGCCAGCAGGGAGAAAGACGACGAUCAGGCCCGACCGCCGGGAGCUCCAGGGAAACAGACGCCGCGAAGCCCCGUUGGCCGCGGAGGGAGCGCGGAGGGGCUGGGGGAGGGCGCGGCCUGAGGCGCCGGAGGCAGAGCCGCGCCUGUUUACAGACGCCGCCGCCCUCCGCCAGCCCGCAGACGGGGGUCCGAGAAGCAUUUCCUGUGCGCACUCUCCGCCCGCCCCGGGCCCCAGGAGGAACCGAGGAGCCCGGCGGCCUUUGGCCCCCACCGUCUCGCCCAAGCCGCCGCCGGCGGUGCCCGUGCGGGGCCUGGGGCCGCCGGACUGCCGCGGCCGCCAGGCGCAGGGCGGGCGAAGACAGCCGCCUCCCCGCCGCAGCCGCCUAUUGUUCCCGGCGCGGCCCGCGGCCGCCCGCUCCCCACGCCGCCGCCCGCCGCUCGCUCACCGCGCUGGUCCGAGCAGCAGCUCCUCUCAGCUCCGAGUCCCCGCGGCCGUCGACACUGCCACGGCAGCCGCCGCUGCCGCCGCUGCCACCGUCGACUCUGACUCUGUCCCAGGCCGCCGGGCCACGGCUGCCGCCGCCACCGCCAGCGCCGCCUCCGGCUUCCCACCUGCUGCUGCUGAGGCUGCUCCUGCAGCAGGGGCCAUCUUGUUGGUCUGCCUCCUCUUCCUCCUCCUCGCCCUCCGCCGCCCAGUUGCUCGUUGUCCUCGUCCCCUUCCUCUUCCUCGGGCUCCGGCCCGCCCCGGAGACUGGGGCGGAGACGCGGGCGAGGCUCCUCCUCGGGAGGCGGGGCAGGGGAAGGGCGGGGCGGGCGCGGGAGGAGGGCUCUGAGUCACCGCCACCAACGCCCGGGACGGAGGCCGGCGACGCUCUCCGCCUGGACCCGGAGCGCAGACACGCCCCGAGCCGAGGAACUGGUCCGGCCGUCCUGCCCUCCCCACCAGCGCCUUCGGGCCCGGCGGACGAGUGGCCACACGGCAGGGGUGAAUUGGAAAAUGUUCUCGACCACACCAGCUUUGUCCUUGUCACCCCUCUCGCACAGUCCCGAAAGAGUUCAGCCUCCCAAGACGGUGAAACAGCCCAAGAGCCGGGACACUCCCUGCUCCAAAACGUCUCCCCAGGCCUGUGUGAACAGUAAGCUAUCUGGGAAGGACAGCAAAUGAUCGGCCCAUAGAAGAGCUGCUGGAUCUAAAAUCUAAUCUUGUAGCUCUUUAAAGUUUCUUGUCCCUUGUGGAAAAGGUGCUGUUUUGGUUUUGGGGAAUGAGAGACCCCUUCAAGACAACUCAGUGUAGCUAAACUCUUGCUUUCGAGAAGGGGGAGAAAUGGAAUUCUUUUAAUACCAUUCAGUGCUAAUUUCAAAAUAAAUUGUCUAGAAUACAGGAGAGUCUCCAAAUUAACAACCAUUUAAUCCUCCCCACUCUGCACUGUCUCCUUUUUUUGUUUCAAAUCUUGGCCAAGAGAGCAGAGAUUUUGUUUUUCUGUCCUUUCUUCACUGUAUACAUCACCAAUACCAAGAAAAAUAUUUCUGCCUUUACCUUGUUAGAUUGGAAUCACUGUAACCGUGUUUUUAUAUUGUGUGCAAAACAUAAUCACACACCUUCCUAAACUCAGCAGAACAGUGCUUUUUAAUUGUUAACACCUUCCUGCUACUGAGAUUUCAGCUUCUUUUUAGAAGACCCAUUGAUGUCUUUCUGCUGAUUGGAAUUUGCUUUCUUUGAAGUGACCUAAAUCUGUAACCUUUUCUUUAACCUACUAAAUUGUAACCCCAGUCCUACAAGGAGUAAAUUUCUAUGGGGUUGGGUUGGGGAGGCAUUAGGUUAGCAUAUACUAACCUAAAAGCUAUCUCUUGGAUAGCCUUUCCUUACUCAAACCAGAUCUCUGUCCCCUGCUAAGAAAAACAGAUUAAUCUGUUCCUACUGCUUUUCCUCCUCCUCCCUUCUUCUCACUCCUAGGGAACCUUCCACAACAGAAGGUUUUAGCGGCUGUUGCUAGGCAAACAUGCCAACUUCCCUGUUUAGGUGAAGCAAGUAACUCAACCUCCAUUACAAACAAUUCAGAUAAUGUAAUUUCUUUGAAAUAUUAAUAGUUGGACCUCAGUAAAGCCCUGUAAAGGUUCCCUUAAAAAUAUAAUAAUAUUUAAAUUAAAUUUAUUUUUAUUUCAUCAAUAUUUCAAUUAAAAAGAAGUUAAAAAUGGAGAGGCUUCCCAAAAUUCAUUUUAGUGAUAUAAUUAAACAGAAACAUUUGACAGAAAACAAGAACCACUUUGAAGAAAACACUUUAAGUGUUCACAAUAUAAACUAAUCUGUGAGAAGUCAUUUAUGUUUUGAACUCCCUAGUUAGACUACAAGUAUGAGAUACAGAGGAUUAAAUUGUCCCUUGAAACUGAGUCUAUUUAGGAGAGAGAAUAUGGUUUUUCAGUAACGGAGGAAAAAAAGAUAUUGUGGGUUUUAUUUUCAGAUUAACAAUUAUUUUAAAAUUUUAGCUAGGGAAUUAAGCUUUUCCCUGAUUUUA
Microcebus murinus (gray mouse lemur) is the source of this 2639-nucleotide messenger RNA. Lineage: Eukaryota; Metazoa; Chordata; Mammalia; Primates; Cheirogaleidae. The record is from RefSeq and is a predicted model, not a curated record.